UACUAUACCCAUCGCUUUCGAGAUUUUUCACUUUUGAUGAGAUGCCUAAAAAAAUUGGGCUGUGUGCAGGAUUUUUCAACUCAGCUAAUAUACCGACAGUUAUAAACAUGGAGGGAGGAAUUAAUGUAGAGUAAUAGAGAAGAGAAAAGUAAACAAACCAGAGUAUCAACCAGAGUCUAAUCCUUAAGUAUGAGUAGUCUAUCGAAUAGAGUAAUGAACAUGAAGUUCAUGCAAAAGACUGAAGGGUCAGAGCGGAAAGAGGGAGUGGAAGAGGGAGAAGUUAAGAAAGUUAAAGAUAGUUCAGAAUGGGUUAAUCCCAAUACGGCCGAAUUAAUUCGAAAGUUUAAGACUCGACAUGGAAAUAGUAAUGUUCAUAGUAUAGGAUAUGGUAGUAUUAAUUCAUUUAAUAAUAGUAAUAAUAAUAUUAAUGUUGAACAAGUUCCUAUCAUACCGACAAGGAGACAAUGGGGAAGUGCUACUACUACUACUACUACUAAUAAUAAAGAUACUAGUGAUGAAGAAGAUAUACUGGUACUUAAAGUAUCGAAACUUAAGGAUGGUAAAUCUCAAAAACUACAAUGACUUUAAAAAGUUGAAUAAUAAUAAUAAUAAAGAAUCUCAAUCACCACCAGAUUCUUCACCGGAUUUAGUUAAUGAAUUAUGGAAUAGUAUUGGUAAGAAGCGGAAAAGUGCCCCUACCAAUACGGAACAAACUAAGCCUAAAAGGAAUAAGAUUCAGAAAUAGAUUUAGUAGUUACUUCUUUUUCUUUGAU
Messenger RNA from Scheffersomyces amazonensis, 773 nucleotides. RefSeq lists its product as uncharacterized. The transcript is spliced from 2 exons. Bases 190 to 582 code for a protein of 130 amino acids. NCBI's taxonomy places the organism in Eukaryota, Fungi, Ascomycota, Pichiomycetes, Serinales, Debaryomycetaceae. The record is from RefSeq and is a predicted model, not a curated record.